This is a messenger RNA of Nelumbo nucifera (sacred lotus), 4403 nucleotides long. It is a transcript of the gene CPL1, whose product is annotated as C-terminal domain phosphatase-like 1. The record is from RefSeq and is a predicted model, not a curated record. Gene Ontology annotation, molecular function: RNA polymerase II CTD heptapeptide repeat phosphatase activity. NCBI's taxonomy places the organism in Eukaryota, Viridiplantae, Streptophyta, Magnoliopsida, Proteales, Nelumbonaceae.
UGGUCGGGAUUAGUACGAAGAGUAUUCAUUUGCAUAUAUGUUGUGAGCAGCCCCCACAAUUUUGUUUUAUUUUAUUUUUUUGACGUUUCCUUCUCGUGGAAUGCUGGACUUCUUAGGGUUUCUAUUUUUUUCUCUUUGCUUCGUCGUCGUCAUUAUCAUCAAACCCUAAAAUCACAGACUGGAUCGAACAUCAACCAACCAACCAAAUCGAUCGACUUAGCAAUCCUCUACCUCUCUUUUUCGUCGUUGAUCGUCUUCUUGGACCUAAAAUAUCAGAAACAUGAGGCAAACUAGAAAGAACAUUCAAUUUUUUUCCCCUGCUGUAAUCGCUAAAACUGCGUGAGAUCGAGUCAUAGAUCAGCAAAAAUGCAAGACAAUCGAAACUCCAGAUGAAAUCAACACAAAGCUAAAGGAUCCAUGACGAUUUUUCUUUCAGAUGGACGAGAAAACCCCAUUUUUGGACCCUUGAAAGAACCCACGUUUCUUCUCUAAUGUUGGACCCAGAACUUCUGAUUUACUGGACAGAAGGACAAGGCAAGGGGAAUUUUCAGUCUGAUUUGUUUGAUUCAAGGUUUUUUUGAGUUUGGAGCAGAAAUUUCUUUCUGGGUCCCCUUUAAAAUGUUCAAAUCGGUGGUUUAUCAGGGGAAUUCUCCACUUGGGGAAGUAGAGAUUUUCCCCCAGAACCAGGAAAUCGACAUGACGAACAAGGAAUUCAGGAUCUCUCACUUCUCACAACCGAGUGAGAGGUGCCCACCACUGGCAGUCCUUCACACUAUCGCCCCCUGUGGCGUUUGCCUCAAAAUGGAGUCGAAGUCGCAGUCAGGGGACUCUCCGUUGUUUUCUUUGCACUCCUCUUGUCUCAGAGAGAACAAGACUGCUGUUGUGCCCCUGGGAGAGGAGGAGCUCCAUUUGGUGGCCAUGCCAACUAGGAAGAUUGGCGAACAAUGUUUAUGUUUUUGGGGUUUUAAUGUUGCACCAGGACUUUACAAUUCUUGUCUUGUCAUGCUAAAUCUUAGAUGUCUUGGCAUAGUAUUUGAUCUUGAUGAGACACUUGUAGUUGCAAAUACAAUGCGUUCAUUUGAGGACCGAAUUGAUGCCUUACAGCGUAAAAUAAGCACAGAGGUGGACCCACAACGCAUUGCUGGCAUGAUAGCAGAGGUGAAACGGUAUCAAGAUGACAAGAUUAUUUUGAAACAAUAUGCAGAAAAUGAUCAGGUUAUUGAUAAUGGAAAGGUGAUUAAAGUUCAAUCUGAGAUUGUUCCAGCUCUGUCUGACAACCACCAACCAAUUGUUCGUCCACUUAUAAGAUUACAGGAGAGGAACAUCAUUCUGACUCGUAUAAAUCCUGGGAUUCGUGAUACAAGUGUUCUUGUAAGGCUGAGACCUGCAUGGGAGGAUCUCCGUAGCUACUUAACAGCAAGAGGGCGCAAACGAUUUGAGGUUUAUGUAUGCACAAUGGCUGAAAGAGAUUAUGCUCUAGAAAUGUGGAGGCUCCUUGAUCCAGAUUCAAAUUUAAUCAACACAAAAGAACUACUGGAUCGCAUAGUGUGUGUCAAAGCUGGCUCAAGGAAGUCUCUGCUCAAUGUCUUCCAAGUUGGAAUUUGCCAUCCUAAGAUGGCAUUGGUUAUUGAUGAUCGGUUGAAAGUGUGGGAUGAGAAAGAUCAACCUCGGGUGCAUGUUGUUCCUGCAUUUGCUCCAUAUUAUGCUCCCCAGGCUGAAGCAAAUAAUGCUGUCCCAGUUCUCUGUGUUGCAAGAAAUGUUGCAUGCAAUGUUAGAGGUGGAUUUUUCAAGGAGUUUGAUGAAGUUCUUUUACAACGGAUUCCUGAAAUUUUUUAUGAAGAUGAUAUGGCAGGCUUUCCUUCUCCUCCUGAUGUGAGCAACUAUUUAAUUUCAGAGGAUGAUACUUCUGCUUCAAACGGAAACAAAGAUCCACUUUGUUUUGAAGGGAUUACUGACGUUGAGGUUGAAAGGAGAUUAAAGGAUGCAAUUCCAGCUUCUUCUUUGGUCAAUAGUCUGGACCCAAGGCUACCACUUAUCCAGCAUGCAGUGGCAUCUUCAUCAAGCUCUGUUUCACUGCCAACUUCUCAAGGGCCAAUGAUGCCUUUCCCUAAUAAGCAGUUUCCUCAUGUUGCAACAUUGGCUAAGCCAUUAGUUCAAGUAGGCCCACCAGAACUUAGCCUGCAAAGUUCUCCCGCAAGAGAAGAGGGUGAGGUCCCAGAAUCGGAAUUAGAUCCUGAUACAAGGAGGCGGCUUCUUAUUUUGCAACAUGGGCAAGACACAAGAGAACACACCUCAAGUGAGCCUCCAUUUCCAGUUAGACCUCCUCUACAAGUUUCAGUCCCAGCUGUGCAAUCUCAUGGAAGUUGGUUUCCGUCGGAGGAAGAGAUGAGCCCAAGACAACUAAAUCGCACAAUACCCAAGGAAUUUCCUUUAGAACCAGAGGCAGUGCAUUUUGAUAAGCACCGACCUCGUCGUCCACCCUUUUUCCAGGGAUUGGAGAGUUCCAUUCCUUCUGAUAGAUCACUUAACGAAAACCAAAGAUUGGCGAAAGAGGUACAUCAAACAGAUGAUCGGAUGAGAAUAAACCAUUCGGUAUCAGGUCACCGUCCAUUAUCAGGUGAAGAGCUGCCUCUCGGUCGCUCAUCUUCCAGCAAUAGGGAUCUUCAGUUUGAAUCUGGACGUGGGAAUUUGCAGUAUCCAGAAACUCCAGCUGGGGUUGUACAAGAAAUUGCAAUGAAGUGUGGAACCAAGGUGGAAUUCAGGCAUGGUCUGGUUGCUAGUACGGAGUUGCAGUUCUCAUUUGAGGUUUAUUUCAUGGGAGAAAAAGUUGGUGAAGGAAUUGGUAGAACACGGAAAGAAGCCCAGCAUCAGGCUGCUGAGAACUCUAUUAGGAAUUUGGCCAAUAAGUAUCUGUCACAUAUUAAGUCUGAUCCAAACUCUUCGCAUGGGGAUGGGAAUAAGCUUUCUCAUGGAAAUGAGAAUGGGCUUCUGAAUGAUACAAAUUCUUUUGGAUCUCUUCCAUUCUCCAAGGAGGACUCUCUUUCACUUUCAACGUCAUCAGAGUCCUCCAGGUUUGUUGAGACAAGGCUGGAGGGAUCAAAGAAAUCGGUGGGCUCUCUUUCUGCCCUGAAGGAACUAUGCACGGUCGAGGGACUUAAUCUAGCUUUUCAAAUGCCCCCAAUUUCUGCAAAUUCAACACAGAAAGGAGAAAUCUAUGCAGAGGUUGAAGUAGCAGGGCAUGUAUUGGGGAAGGGAAUUGGGUCAUCAUGGGAUGAAGCUAAAAUACAGGCUGCAGAUGAAGCCCUUGGAAAUCUAAAGUUGAUGCUUAGUCAGAAUACUCAGAAACGUCCGGGUUCUCCAAGGUCAUUGCAAGGGAUCUCAAGUAAACGGCUAAAGCCAGAGUUUUCACGAGUUCUGCAGCGGAUACCUUCUUCUGGCAGAUAUCCCAAGAACACCCCUCCUUGAUAACUGUCACACCAUAUUUUGUAUUUUUUUUAUGGUGUAGCAGUUUAUGAAACAUCUGUAUCAUACAUGUUGACAUGAAAGAUGGGGCUCUCCACACUGAGGACCACGAGUUCACCACUAAACAGAGACUUACUAAUUUGGUUCUACGUCUGUUGGGUGGAUCUUAUACUGAACUCACCAAAUUCUUUUGAAGAGCAAAGGGAGGGAUUUAGAUGGUCUAAAUACACUGCAGAGUUAAACCACAGGUCCAAGUUCUAAAUAUGCAGGGGAUCAUAAUCAGUUUAGUUUUGCAGAUGAAGAGGGCUAUAUCAACGGCUGUGGAUUUUUUUUUUUCAUUUUUUCCUCAAAAAGGGCAAUGGCUUCUAGCCAUAGGAUGUGUGAGGAUUUAUGCUGGUUUCCUGCUGUUUUCCUUAUGCAGAUUGGGCCAUCGCUUGGAGUGCAAUGGUCUCCAGAAAAACCUACUUUGGCUUGAGAUUUUUCUCUAACCUGAUUUUGACAUUUGCUCAGAAGUGAAGGAAUAUCAUGUUGACCAAGUGGGUUUUGGCUUCCGGUUGUUACUCUUUUAAGCUUUUAGAGGCUAUUUGGGCUGUGGACGAGCGAGAUCAUGAAAGAGCCAACACCAUUGUUUUGAGACGACUUCCACGUAUGAGAUCCACAGGUUUGGGAAUUUCUCCGAAUUGAUCCAUCGGUUUCACCUUUUGGGGAUCAUCAUCAUUGCCCGCAGAUCACAAGUCACAAGGAUGGAUGUCUCUCAACUCUCUACCACUGAUGAUAUAGUCACCAUUUAUCCUUAUCGGAGGAAAGAAAAUAGCAAUUGUAGUUGGACGACCAUAUUGAAUGGUCUGAAAACCUGAUAUGUUGGACCGAUAGAUAAAAUGGUGAUUGAACCAUUACCAUGCUAAUGUGAAUACUUACUACUGUUCUGCACUUGUGCUCCA